This is a messenger RNA of Neocloeon triangulifer, 2354 nucleotides long. Its product is annotated as oxysterol-binding protein-related protein 8-like. The record is from RefSeq and is a predicted model, not a curated record. Gene Ontology annotation, molecular function: cholesterol binding. Lineage: Eukaryota; Metazoa; Arthropoda; Insecta; Ephemeroptera; Baetidae. Gene Ontology annotation, cellular component: cytosol; intracellular membrane-bounded organelle; membrane. The transcript has 10 exons.
AUGUGGAAAGCUUCCGUGCGUCACAAUGUUGCACCCAAGGCUCCGGUCAACGACGACGACGACGCCUGGGAAACCGACCCUGACUUUGUCAACGACGUGUCCGAGGAGGAGCAACGAUGGGGCUCGAAAACCAUCGAAGCUUCCGGCAGGACGGCUGGUGCCAUUGACAUGAAAAAGUUGAUUGAGGAGACAAAGCAGGGUGAUGCCCAGGUCAAGGAAAAACAGCUCGCAGACGGUCCCAAAGCUGCUUACGGCUACGGCGGCAAAUUUGGAGCUGGCGAGCAAACUGAAGAGUUGGCCGAGGAGAACAAGUCACUAAUUUGGUUCCUGAUGAAGCAAGUCCGCCCUGGCAUGGACCUGUCCAAAGUUGUCCUCCCAACCUUCAUUCUCGAACCAAGGUCCUUCCUCGACAAACUUAGCGACUCCUACUACCAUGUGGACCUUCUCUCUCAAGCUGUUGUUGAGGAAGACGCGUUCACGAGGAUGAAAUUGGUCCUCCGGUGGUACCUUUCUGGGUUUUACAAGAAACCCAAGGGGUUGAAGAAGCCAUACAAUCCCGUCCUAGGAGAAAGUUUCAGACGCUGCUGGAACCAUCCAAAUAGCUCCAAAACCUACUAUUUGGCAGAACAGGUGUCUCAUCAUCCACCUGUGUCUGCCUUUUACGUAACAAACCGGCAAGAGGGUUUCUGCAUCACAGCGUCCAUCCUCGCCAAGUCAAAGUUCUACGGCAACUCGACGUCCGCCAUUCUCGAUGGCACCGCCAUCCUCACAUUGUUGCCUCGCGGCGAGGACUACACAAUCACCAUCCCCUACGCCCACUGCAAGGGCAUCCUGAUGGGCACCCUGACCAUGGAGUACGGCGGCAAAGUGGCCAUCGAGUGCGAGAAGACGGGCUACAAAACGGAAAUUGAGUUCAAGCUGAAACCGCUCAUCAGAAAUAUGGAGCCUAACUUGAUAUCAGGGAGAUUAAAGCUCGGGAAAGAGACUUUUGCCACUAUCGACGGUUUCUGGGAUGGAGAGAUUACGAUCAAAGACAGGAGAACUGGGGAGGAACAAAUUUUCUGGAGCCCAACACCAGAAAUGAAAGCUAAAAGGCUCAAAAGAUGCACUGUUCCUCUGACGCAUCAGGGCGAGUUUGAGUCUGAACGACUUUGGCAGCACGUUUCGGCCGCAAUCAGAAGAGACGAUCAGGUGGCAGCAACAGAGGAGAAAACUGUUUUGGAGGAGGCGCAGCGGGCGUCAGUCAAAUAGCGCAAGGCCAAAUGCGAAGAUUGGACGCCAAAAUACUUUGAACAAGACUUGAUCAGCGGGCAGUGGGUUUACCGGCACUCGGACUUGCGGCCGUGGGACACGCGCAACGACGUGUUCCAGUACGAGUGCGACUACGUCAUCCAGACAAAGACCAGGCACAAGACGCCGAUGAUCCGUACCUCUAGCAUAGUCAGUGUGGAGCCGUCUAGUGGUAUUCCCCUUCUGUCAGCCGACGUGAGGGACGCUGUGAGGAGUAGGGCAGGGGACAGCAUCAGCACCAGCAACGAAGAUAAUCAUAGCGAUUCUAGCGGGUCCGAGGGAGGAAUGAGGCUCCGACAAGAAAAAAUUCGGGAGGCGUUGAAACCGUUGGAGGUAAUGGUCUCUCAACAAGCAGAGCAUUUAAAACGUCUGGACACCAAACUGGACAAGAUUGGUGUGGUCAUGUCCAAGCGGCAGCAGCAAAAAGGCAGUGGCGUCGCUCAGAUUGCCGCUUGCAUCUUUCUGGCCGGCCUUGUGCACGCGCUUUUCGCUUGGCUGCUGUUCUACCGAAACAAGUGAAGGAAUCUCGCUGCAAUAUUUACAAGAAGAGCUUCAUCUGAUUUCAAUCCUGCCAUAUUAAUGAUUACUAGUUACUUUGCCGUACGUGUUUUAGACUUCUUUUCCGCAUGGUUACGUUUUAUCGCAAGCGUGAGAGUUUUACAACACAUUCCUGGUUGAUUUGUUUUUGGAACUUUUUAUAUAAAUGCAGGUCACUUUUUAUUCAACGUUGAAUCUCACUUUUUAGAAGAGGAAGGAAAAAAUUAUGUGAUAGAAUCGGCAAAGCACUCAGUUUGGCCUGCUGGAAUCGCAAACACUAAUUCAUUUUUUAGUUCUAUACACUUUUUGUAUGCUUUGUUAGAAAUGUGUGAACAAUCAAUUUUUAUAAGCAGUGCAUUUUUAAACUCGUAGUCGGACAAAUUAGGAGCAGUUGUUGUUUUGGAGUUUUUAUUAACAAAAAAUGAAGGAUUUUUAAAUCACUCGGCUUGUUCUCCUGAGCUCGCAAAAUCCUCAAUCAGACUCAAAGUCAAUUAAAUCAUUUAAAAAAAAAAAAAAAAAACAGUUAA